This is a messenger RNA of Lodderomyces orthopsilosis Co 90-125, 1335 nucleotides long. RefSeq names its product calmodulin-dependent protein kinase (gene CMK2). Lineage: Eukaryota; Fungi; Ascomycota; Pichiomycetes; Serinales; Debaryomycetaceae. The record is from RefSeq and is a predicted model, not a curated record. Gene Ontology annotation, biological process: cellular response to oxidative stress; protein phosphorylation. The coding region runs from base 1 to 1335 and encodes 444 amino acids. Gene Ontology annotation, molecular function: calcium/calmodulin-dependent protein kinase activity; ATP binding. The transcript has a single exon.
AUGACUGCGUCAAUAAAAAGCUCAGAGGCUCAAGCUGAGGGAAGUCACCUCAAAAACUUUGUCAACAAAAUCAUUGGUCAACCUGCUUCCUAUUCCCAUAAGCAAAACUACACAUUUGGUAAAACAUUGGGCGCCGGCUCAUUUGGUAUUGUGAGGUAUGCCAGGAAUAACGUCACCGGAGAAGAUGUAGCAAUGAAGAUUAUAUUAAAGAAAGCAUUAAAGGGAAACGAAGCAAUGGUGUUGGAGGAGAUUAAAUUGCUUGAAGAGUUACAUAACCCCCACAUUGUUGGAUUUAGAGAUUGGUUUGAAAGCAAAGAUAAAUUUUAUAUUGCAACACAAUUGGCCACCGGUGGUGAAUUAUUUGAUCGAAUUGUGCAACAAGGUAGAUUCACUGAACAUGAUGCUUCGUUGGUUAUAAUUCAAAUGUUGGAAGCUUUGCAAUACUUGCAUGAACGUGAUAUUGUUCAUCGCGAUAUUAAGCCGGAAAAUGUGUUAUACUUGACCCCAGAGACAGACAGUCAGAUCGUGUUGGCAGAUUUUGGUAUUGCUAAACGAUUACAAAACUCAAGUGAGAAGUUGAUGUCAUCAGCUGGGUCCUUUGGAUAUGCAGCACCAGAAGUUAUAUUAGGAACUGGACAUGGUAAAUCAUGCGAUAUUUGGUCCUUGGGAGUUGUCACUUACACCAUUCUUUGUGGUUAUUCACCAUUCAGAUCAGAAAACGUUACUGAUUUCAUAAAUGAGGUGAAGCAUAAUAACGCUGUCAUUUUCCAUGCUGAUUACUGGAGAGAUGUUUCUAAAGAUGCUCGUAGAUUUAUCAUCAAAACGUUACAGUAUAAUCCUGAUAAUAGACCCACAGCAACUGAGCUAUUGAAUGAUCCAUGGAUUGUAUCUAUUGCUAAGAAACAUACCGAUGCUGAUUUGUUGCCACAAUUGAAGGAGCGUUUCGAUGCCAAGGCCAAAUUCAGACAAGCUAUUGAACUUGUUAAAUUACACAACAGAAUCAAUAAAUUGAAGGAAAUGCAAACCGAAGAGGAUGAUGAUCCAACAGAGAUUAACAUGUUCAACGCCAAUGGAGAUUUGCUGAGAGAGCUGACUAAAAAGACAGAUGGGGAUUCGACCCAGGGCUCGGCUUUGAGUAAUUGGAAAAAGUUUAAUGACUCGUUGAAGGUAGCUGAAGGAGAUGCAGAUCGAUCAAAGGUUUCGUUAUCUGAUACCACUCCUAAGCCGAAGGACAAUGCGCCAAAGACAACGGCUGCUGGUAAUGCAUUUGUACAAUUAGUUCAUGCUGCUUCAAAAAACAAGGAGAGGGUAGAAAGCUACAAAGACAAAGACUGA